GAAAAAGAGCAGCAGCGAGUCUUACAACAUUGAUUGUUUGACCCGUUUUUCCACGUAAGUACAUUUUUUUAAGGUUGAAGCAAAUUGAUUGAAAAAAAGCUAGAUAUCAGAUAAAGUGCAAGAAAAGAGUACUACUUUGUUGGUCCUCUACUUCUUCGUUUUGUUCAUUCGCAUCAGUAUCUAUUGACUCGUAGUCACAGUUUGCUAUUUAACGCAAAAAAUACGUCCACUUCGACUAACAACAUAAUUUACAACACUGUGUGAGUAAGAGUAUUUCUGUCUUCUAAUUCUUCUACGUACUUCAACUUGAAAACGUGCUGAUUUGAUCUAAGUCCUCUUUCAGUACAUCGAUCAACAGUAAGGUUACCUUAAUCUUCCUCUACAAAAGGAGCAGUUGAACUACAGACAGUAAGUAUUAGCUAAGGGAACUACAUCAAAAGGAUAAGGAUGGGUCGCAAGCAUAAGAGGAAUGGUCCCCGUGGAUCCUCUUCAUCGGGGGUUUGUUCUUCCUCUGCUUCUUGUGCCUCUUCCUCGUGUGCGAAGACGGGCUCUACUCUUUUGGCUGUGGCGUCAACGCUUUCUCACAGUCAUGGCAGCACAACGGUGGUGGGAGAGCUAAUUACGGCACGGCGAGGUGCUGGUCUCAUUACGCCCGUCAAGAACACCUACAACACGGAUCAUGCGGAAGAUGACGUUGAACCAAUUGCGAUGAUGAAGCAGAAGGAGGGUGACGCGACCGCGAGUGAACAUGGGCAUGCGCAGUUCCUUUUAGCAGGAGACGUCUCUUUGUCUAGCAAGGAUCUGGACGGAAGCAGUGGGUUCACGGAGGUCAGGCGGAGUUUACUGUCCGUUUUUGGAAAAAAAGGCCAAGAGCAAAAGAAAGAGUUGGAGACUUCCAUGAAGGAGAAGUUGGAGAAGAAAUCGAAGGCGAGCCAGGACGUGGUGGAGGCAUUGUAUAGCAAUCCAGGUCUCAGUGCUGAAAAAAAGCGGAAGAUCCUGAAACGCAUGAGCGAAAAUUACGAAACCUGGGGACCUGCAGUCGAUGCUUAUACGUCAGUGAAGGAGCAACUGGUGAAAGUACUGGGAGAUGAGCGUGGUGCGGCCGAUCUUCCCACUUCGCGUGAAGCGUUCUUUAAUAGGUUUCUUUCUUCUUCUACUCCAUGGUAUUUGGAACCGGAGAACUUGUUUUUGAUGCAGGGCCGACCAAAUUUCGCUACGUUAGCGAAGCCCGAAGCUGCUCCUUCGCGACAGGGGGGGGACCUUGCACACAACAUGAAGGCAGCACUGCGAGAUUUCCUGGCUCUGGAUACAUCGAAGAUCGGCAAACUAAACGAUGGGCUGGCCCUGCAGAGGUCAGAUGUUGUGCUCGGGUUGUUGAACAACAAUAACAAAAGUCUCACAGUCAACACGGCUACUGAGAUCUUGCGUCAUCUCGUGUAUGAUGUGUUUCAGAGGUUGAUCGUCCCACAGGCCAGAGAGUUCAAUCUUGACUUGAAAGGCUUUUUUCAAAAUCAACCGCCUUUCGUCCUUCGCAGGACAGUGGAUCCCCGAAACGAGCAUCUGAUGAAAUAUAUCGUGGAAGCACUGGGCACGAGCAACAGCGACAAGGCCGUUGUGGCUCAAGCGAAGCGCCUGUUCGAAAAUGUAAAUGAAAAGCUUGCUAAGAAUUUACGCGAAACGGCUAUCCAGCUAACCGAAACUGAGUUGAAGCGACGGGGGCGAGACGGCUUAAAGACGGUAGAAAAUACGCGCAUGACAAUGACUCCACAAAAAAUCUACACGAUUCUGGAGGCAAUCGUGAAGCUCGUUCAAAUGGGUGUUGAUUUGUCGACUGCGAAAGGUCAACUUCAUAUAAGAGAUGAUCAGGAUCUCGCACCCAGCCAAGUUGAUGGAAUAGACGCAAGUCUUUUGGAAGAGAUGGCAUUCGUUGUUCCACAUGCGACAGAAAACCUGGCGAAGGUGCUGGGUAACGAGAUUGCGAAUGGCAAAGAGCUUGUCAGUCAAGUGCUCCUGCUCGGGCACGGAAAAAGUCCGGACUUACACAAUCGAUUGAGGGCACUAAAAGGCUUAGUGUCCUUUUCGGCUUCGGUCGGAAAGAAAACGGCGACUGCGCAGCAAGUGCGCACCAUCUUGGCGAGCACUGCACAGCUCGCGAUCGCGCUGAGCAACUACUAUGACUUUUCACAGGUGCAAAAUCUAGUGGAAGCAGUGCUCACAAACAAGAAUCUCAAAGAAACAGACCAGAAAGUGGCAAAAAUAGAAGGCGUGGCUUCUUUUUUCAAGAGCAAAGGUACCCUAGAUCCAUUAAAGGCAAAGCUCAGCUCAGUUUUUCCGGAUCUGAAAAAGGGGCUCUCAGAAAUGGCGGCAAAUCAAAACGUUUCUGAGGAAAUAGAAAAGGCAUGCAAUUGACGAUAUAAAUAAGAUCGAAGGAUGAAGAUUUCCAGGACUCACACUUUUUUGUUUCCGGCAGAGGAAGGAACCAAUGAAAAGCGCGGUCAAAAACUAAACGUCUAUGCGUCUAGGAAAAUUAUCAAGAAAAUAGACAGGGUCAGCGUCAGGGAUUUCUUUUUCAUAGCUGCAAAUAAUUUGAGUAUUAAGCUUAAGCAGCGAUCACUAUCAGCGUUAGGCGAUUGAAAAAAGCAACCACGACGUUUUGCUUUUACUUUUAGUCGACAAUAUUUUUUCUCAUUUUCUGUGGUGGGUUGCGAUAUUGAUAUGAUAGAUAUCAUCAUAGAAGUUGGUUCAGUUAGAAGAUAGCGUCGAAGUUGCCAGGUGUGCUGGAGCUGUCUAAUAGCGUCUUCAUGUGAUAGACCUUCUUCUUCCGCAUGGUCAUGAGAGCUGUAAAAUUACUUUGAGAUUAUGAAGGGAAUCCGAGAUGAAGUCAUAAUAUAGGCAUGUGCAGCUGCUAGAAGUAGGUGCACGCAAGAGGAACAAGAAAGACUCAAAAAAUUUUGAAGAAUGUCUAUUGGAAUCGAACGAUUACUACGGAUCGUCGAUGUUGAAAACGUACAAUUUUUUGACAUAAUAGAGAUAAAGAAGCGCAAUUAUAAUUAUUAGGCUAUUGGUACUAUGUAGGACACCAUGAUGAGGGUCUGCUAUAGAUGUCUACGAGGACUUUCCAUACUGGGAUGGGUCAACAUUAUUCUUUGAAUGUUUGACAAACCGAGCCGCGCGGCAGUCUGCACUGAAAACUGUGCGAG
Messenger RNA from Amoebophrya sp. A25, 3200 nucleotides. The record is from the annotation of a GenBank genome assembly. NCBI's taxonomy places the organism in Eukaryota, Dinophyceae, Syndiniales, Amoebophryaceae.